Carica papaya (papaya) is the source of this 1322-nucleotide messenger RNA. Lineage: Eukaryota; Viridiplantae; Streptophyta; Magnoliopsida; Brassicales; Caricaceae. The record is from RefSeq and is a predicted model, not a curated record.
GUAUGGUCAAUGCUAGUUACAUUCAAGAUCAACAAAAUGAUAAGAUCAUUAAGAUGCCUGGGCUGUCCCAAAAUGUCAACUUCUCCCAAUAUUCCGGUUACGUCACCGUCGACUCUCGAGCCGGUCGGGCCCUCUUUUAUUGGUUUGUCGAGGCCCAUGAGACAGCUCAACCCGAAUCAAGACCGAUUGUUCUUUGGCUCAACGGUGGGCCAGGCUGUUCUUCGAUCGCUUACGGAGCGUCCGAGGAAGUUGGGCCUUUUCGGGCCCAACCCGAUGGUCGAACACUUCAUUUGAAUCCGUAUGCUUGGAACAAAGCGGCAAAUCUGCUCUUCCUGGAUUCACCUGCUGGUGUUGGAUUUUCCUAUUCUAAUACCUCAUCAGAUUCAUCAGUUGGUGACAAGAGGACAGCUAAAGAUGCUUAUAAAUUUCUAGUAAAAUGGCUUGAGAGAUUUCCCCAAUACAAGCAUAGGCCUUUCUACAUUAGUGGAGAAAGCUAUGCAGGUCAUUAUAUUCCAGAAUUAUCUCGAGUAAUAGUAUGGAGAAACAAAGGCGCGAAGCAUCCCGAAAUUAAUUUUAAAGGUUUUUUGUUGGGUAACCCGCUAAUAGAUAAUUACUGGGACAAUGUUGGAACACACGAGUACUGGUGGAAUCAUGGACUGAUAUCCGAUUCAACCUACAAGCAACUCAGCAAGUACUGUCCGCAUGACUCGUUCUUGUUCCCCAGAAAUGGAUGUAACUCGGCCUUGACUCAGGCUUACUCCGAGUUCGGAAACAUUGACCCUUACGACAUUUAUGGGGAUCCCUGUAAUUUGCCCAAGCAAAAUUUAAACCAUUCCCUGCCAUGGAAAUUCAGAGGACACGAUGAGUGUGUGGUGAAUUACACGAGAAAAUACAUGAACAACCCAGAUGUUCAGAAGGCUCUCCAUGCAAACCUUACUGGGAUUCCACGUCCUUGGCUUACUUGCAGUUCUGUUAUUAGAGGAACUGGGACUGAUUCCCCAAAGUCAAUGCUUCCUGUCUUCAAAGAACUUAUAGCAGCUGGUAUUAGAAUCUGGUAUUCAUGGUGUACAAACGCUGUUUUGCCACUGACUGAAACUCGGUACUCCCUUAAAGCUCUCGAGCUCAAGACUGUUACCAGUUGGCAUGCUUGGUAUGACAACCAUGGACAGGUUGGUGGGUGGAGUGAAGUAUACAAAGGACUGACUUAUGUGAUAGUAAGAGGAGCAGGACAUGAGGUUCCAUUGAGUCAACCUCGGCUUGCCCUAAUAUUAUUCAGCCACUUUUUGAAGAACCAGACAUUACCAGCUUCUCCUUCAAAUUGA